This is a messenger RNA of Calypte anna (Anna's hummingbird), 2409 nucleotides long. Its product is annotated as dematin-like. The record is from RefSeq and is a predicted model, not a curated record. The coding region runs from base 636 to 1742 and encodes 368 amino acids. The transcript has 18 exons. Gene Ontology annotation, cellular component: plasma membrane; actin cytoskeleton. Gene Ontology annotation, biological process: cytoskeleton organization; lamellipodium assembly; actin filament bundle assembly. NCBI's taxonomy places the organism in Eukaryota, Metazoa, Chordata, Aves, Apodiformes, Trochilidae. Gene Ontology annotation, molecular function: actin filament binding.
GGAGAUAGUGCUCGCCCGCCCCGCCGCUGGCUCGCCCGCCCCGUUUGUCACACGCUCUCGGAUGCGCGUCGCAACGCGCCGGUGGCUUGGCAGCAGGCAGGGAAGCUGGCCCGGCAGCCCACGGGGUGGAUUCGGUGGCCAAAGGAGGAGGACGGGGGUGGCCGUCCCUCUGUCCGUCCGUCCGUCUCUGUCCCGUUUCACCCCCUCCCCAGCACCCCCCGCCCCGCUCUCAGGUCCCCGCCGUCGGAGGGAUGCGGUGUCCCCGUCCUUAGAGGCAGCACCCGAGCCCCAACCCAGAUAUAGAGCCCAGAGGGAUGUGGAGCCACAGAGGCAACGGACCCUGUGACUGACACAGCCCCUCCAGCCCACAGCUGAAUGGAAAGACUGCAGAAGCCCAGCCUGGCAGCACCAUCUAGUGGCACCGUAUCCUGGCCAAGCCACUGUCACCUCCCGGGUGUCCCCUGCCCUGAACCUCAACGCUGGAGCAAAGGAGACCCCAGAGCCCACCCAACAAUACCCCAUCCCCAAAGAGGGGAUUAUCCCCCUGCACUGAGCAACCACUGACCUCCCCGGGGAGUGUCUGUUCCUCCCGUGGGUCCAGUGUUCCCGGGUCACCCUCCAGCAUCGUGGCCAAAAUGGACAACGAGGUUCUGGGCUACAAGGACUUGGCUGCCAUCCCCAAGGACAAAGCCAUCCUGGACAUCGAGCGCCCUGAUUUAAUGAUCUAUGAACCUCAUUUCACUUAUUCCCUCAUGGAGCACGUGGAGCUGCCCCGGAGCCGAGAGCGAUCCCUGUCUCCCAAAUCCAUCUCUCCUCCUCCAUCUCCAGAGGUUAUUCGGGAGUGGUUGGAGAGCCGGACCCCCAGCACUGCCCCCCAACCCACCUCCCGCCAGGGCAGCUCCACCCGCAGCAGUGUCCAACACUUCCACCGCCCUGAGACAGACACAACAGAGCUCAACAUCUACAAGAAGCCUCCAAUCUACAGGCAGAAAGACCACCACCAUCCCAGUGCCCACCAUGGGAAGCAUCUCAUAGAGGACUUGAUCAUCGAAUCCUCCAAGUUCCCAGCAGCUCAGCCCCCAGACCCCAACCAACCCGCCAAGAUCGAGACCGACUACUGGCCAUGCCCCCCAUCCCUGGCUGUUGUGGAGACUGAGUGGAGGAGGAGGAUGGCAUCCAAGAGAGGGGAGGAGGAGGAGGAGGACCUGACGGAGGAGAUGAAGAACCUGCGGGAGCUCCAGAGGCAGGAGCUGAGCAAGGUCACUUCCAACCUGGGAAAGCUGAUCCUGAAGGAGGAGAUGGAAAAAUCUCUCCCAAUCCGGAGAAAAACCCGCUCGCUGCCUGACCGGACACCUUUCCACACGUCCGUGCACAUGGGCAGCUACAAGAGCUCCUCGCUGCCCCCCUCGGGCAGGAGCACCCUCACCCGGCUGCAGUCAGCAGAGUUUGGCUCAGCGGGCAGUGAGAAGGGCAGUCCGGCCCUCCAGAACGGCCAGCGCGGGCGCAUGGACAGAGGCAAUUCCCUGCCCAGCAUGUUGGAGCAGAAGAUCUACCCCUAUGAAAUGCUGAUGGUGACAAACAGAGGCCGUGUCAAGCUGCCACCUGGUGUGGACAGGACCAGGCUGGAGAGACACCUCUCCCCCGAGGAUUUCCUGAAGGUCUUUGAGAUGUCCCCCGAGGAGUUCAGCAAGCUGGCCCUCUGGAAACGCAACGAGCUGAAGAAAAAAGCUUUCCUCUUCUGACCCCCCCCUCUCAGCUCAGCCCCCGCACCGCCGUGUAACCGCUUUACUAAGACCCCCCACACACACACACACCUUCCCCUCAACCCCAGCCCCCCAAUUCUGAGCCCCCCCACCUCGCUCCUCCUGUAGGAAAAGGGCUCUGGGGAAGGGGGGGAGUCUUGAACCUGGUUCUGCUGCCCAGCUUGCUGGGGGGGUGAUGGGGUCCUGGGGGCAGCCCCAGCCCCCGAGCAGGCACGGUUCAGCCAGGAGGGGAGGUGGGGGGGGGUCUCUGGGUGUUGUGCCCCCCUUCCCCCCCAGGAGCAUUGGGAGGAUGGGGGGGGGGGGCAGUGCCUGGCUCUGCUUUUGGCCGGGAGUAUUCUGGCUUGGGUGGGUUGGGUGAUGGGGGGGCUUCCUUCCACCCUGGGGGGUUGGUGGUCUCUGUCCAGCCCCCCCCCCCACACCCCUAACCCCAGGGGGGUGUCCCCUCUGCCCCCUGCACCUUCACCCUGAGAUUUGGGAAGAGCCUGGGGGCUGACUUGCUGCAAAGCCAGGCCAGCAUCCCACCUUCCCCCCCCCCCCUUUUUAACACCAACGUGCUCCCCCCAGACCCCCCCAGUCCCAUCAGGACACAUUCACUGCCAAAUCCUGGGAUUUGGGGUGGGAUGGGGAGCAGAGCACUGGGGGGGGG